AUGACGAGACGCCGCUGCGGCCCGGAGAGCAAGUUGCACGUCUUCGAGCUGGGCUUCAACGUCUCCCGGCGCUGGCUGCCCGCCAUAGAGGUGUGCCACGACACCGACGCUGCCAAUACCUUGUACUCCCACCACCGGCUGCUCGGGUCGUUGCAGCGAUUUCGGCGGAAGCAGACGGCGCGGCCGUCGUUCUCGCAGGGCAGCGAGACCGGGACGCUGUACGUGGGCGUCUCCCCUCCCAAAGUGUACUCACCCUCUGCCGUUCUGGAGACCCUGGCGGCGGCGCUGGGGUCGCGGGAGGCGGCCAGCCAGAUGCUCUCGCAGUCGACGCUGAGCCGCGGCCACCUCGCUCCCUCCGGAGACUUCAUCCUCAACACCCAGCAGCACGCGUCCUUCUUCUACGCCAACGCGGCGCCGCAGUGGCAGACAUUCAAUCACGGGAACUGGCUGUCUGUCGAAUCGGCGCUCCGCAACCACGCUCAGCGCCAGUCCCUGGAUCUGGAGGUUUGGACUGGGACACACGGCGUGCUGUCGCUGGAUGACACAGAGGAGCUGUACCUGGCGGGGGGCCGCCGCAUUGCGGUACCGCUGUUCUUCUGGAAGCUGGUGCACGACCCGCGGUCGGGCACGGCGAUAGUCUUCGUGGGGCUCAACAACCCAUUCGCGACGUGCAAGGCGGUGCAGGUGCUGACGCAGGUGUGCCCCGAAAACGUGUGCACCAAAGCGGGCUGGGCGAGGCGCAACUGGAACCGACCCAGCAAGGGGCUCAUCACCUGCUGCUCUGCCCAAGAGCUGGCCGCCGCCGUGCCGGGGGCGCCACAGGUUAACGUCACAGGGCUCUUACGUGGGCCACGCGCCUGA
Molecule: messenger RNA, 861 nt
Organism: Schistocerca americana (American grasshopper)
Lineage: Eukaryota; Metazoa; Arthropoda; Insecta; Orthoptera; Acrididae
Exons: 3
Coding region: 1-861 (286 amino acids)
Biological process (GO): apoptotic DNA fragmentation
Cellular component (GO): nucleus; mitochondrial inner membrane
Molecular function (GO): metal ion binding; RNA endonuclease activity; nucleic acid binding
Source: RefSeq, a predicted model, not a curated record